AUGGAAGAGCUAGAGAAGGGGAAAAUGGGGAGCCGGAGCCGUAGCCGGAGCCUGAGGCAAAGAAGUGGCCGGAGCAUCGAGUACGUGUUGUCCGGCGGCAGAAAUUCGAGAAGGCUUAGCCAUGCCGAAGAAGACGAAGAGGCUUUGCGAUGGGCGGCGAUAGAGAAACUUCCAACCUACGACCGAUUAAGAACAAGCAUCUUCAAAUCCUUCGCCGAAUCCGGCGAAAUCGGAAGCAGCCAAACGCAGGCGAUUCUGCACAAACAGGUAGACGUUCGGAGGCUCGACAUGGAUGAUCGGCGGAUGUUCAUGGAAAGUACCUUCAAGAUCGCAGAGGAAGAUAACGAGAAGUUCUUGAAGAAACUUAGAGAUCGAAUCGAUCGAGUUGGAAUUAAUCUGCCGACUGUUGAAGUGAGAUUCGAAAACUUGACGGUACACGCUGAUUGCCAAAUCGGAAACAGAGCACUUCCUAGUCUUCCGAAUGCGAUUCGAGAUGUGGUGGAAUCGGCUCUAAGUCUGAUUGGAAUCAAUUUGGCGAAGACCGCCAAAUUCACCAUUCUCAAAGACGUCUCCGGGAUCGUCAAACCUUCUAGGAUGAGUUUGCUGCUGGGUCCCCCAUCAUCGGGCAAGACGACCUUACUUUUGGCGCUGGCGGGAAGGUUGGACCAAAAUUUAAAGGCUAAAGGAGAAAUUACAUACAACGGAAACAAGCUAAACGAAUUUGUGCCUCAAAAAACAUCUGCAUAUAUAAGCCAAAAUGACAUCCAUAUUGGAGAAAUGACAGUAAAAGAAACGCUCGAUUUCUCAGCACGAUGUCAAGGAGUCGGCACUCGAUAUGAAUUACUGAGUGAGCUUGCAAGAAGAGAAAAGCAAGCCGGAAUUUUGCCGGAGGCUGAAGUCGACCUGUUUAUGAAGGCCACAGCAAUGGAAGGAGUUGAAAGUAGUAUGAUUACUGAUUACACCCUCAAAAUAUUAGGACUUGAUAUUUGUAAGGACACUAUCGUUGGAGAUGAGAUGCAACGUGGCAUAUCGGGAGGUCAAAAGAAACGAGUAACCACAGGUGAAAUAUUAGUGGGUCCUACAAAAACAUUAUUUAUGGAUGAAAUAUCAACGGGUCUAGAUAGCUCCACGACAUAUCAAAUAGUGAAGUGCCUCCAACAGAUCGUGCACCUCACGGAAGCUACGGUGGUCAUGUCCUUACUACAGCCCGCUCCGGAGACGUUCGAUCUUUUCGAUGACAUCAUCCUCUUAUCAGACGGUCAGAUCGUGUACGAGGGCCCACGAGAACACGUACUGGAAUUCUUUCAAUCCUGUGGGUUCCAAUGCCCGGACCGGAAGGGAACCGCCGAUUUCUUACAAGAGGUAACCUCAAAGAAGGACCAAAGGCAAUACUGGGCGAACAAAAGCGAGCCAUACCGAUUCAUAACGGUUCAAGAAUUCGCAAGGCGAUUCAAGCGAUUCCAUGUGUGGAAGAGUAUUGGAAACGAAUUGUCAGUCCCGUACGACAAGUCGUUAGGGCACAGAGCGGCGCUGGUGUACAAAAAGUACUCAGGCCCUAAAUUGGAGCUUCUGAAGGCCUGCGUCGACAAGGAAUGGCUACUGAUAAAGCGAAAUUCGUUCAUUCAUAUCUUCAAGAUGGUUCAGCUAAUCGUGGUAGGGUUUGUGGCGGCGACGGUGUUCUUCAGGACGAAAAUGCAUCACCGGGAUGAAGACGACGGUGCGAUUUAUAUGGGGGCUUUAAUUUUCGCGAUGAUGGUGAAUAUGUUCAAUGGAUAUGCGGAGAUUGCGCUGACGAUUGUGAGGCUGCCGGUGUUCUUUAAGCAGAGGGAUCUUCUGUUUCACCCGCCGUGGACUUACACCCUCCCUACUGUUCUUCUUCGGCUCCCUCUCUCUGCGCUUGAAUCUUUCGCUUGGAUGGUUAUCACUUAUUACACCAUUGGAUUUGCACCCGAAGCUUCCAGGUUUUUCAAGCAAUUCUUGGCGAUGUUUCUACUCCAACUAGUGGCUUCUGGGCUCUUUAGGUUCAUAGCUGGUUUCUGCAGGACCAUGAUAAUUGCCAACACUGGAGGCUCUCUCACUCUCUUAAUUGUGUUCAUGCUUGGUGGUUUCACUCUUCCUAAAGGUGACAUUCCCAAGUGGUGGAUUUGGGGUUACUGGAUUUCACCCAUGACUUAUGUUUACAAUGCGAUUGGCGUAAACGAAAUGUUCGCUCCCAGGUGGAUGAACAGGCUGGCUUCAGACAACAAAACCCCGUUGGGUUUGGCUGUGCUUAAGAACUUUGAUAUCUUCCAAGAUAAAAAUUGGUUUUGGAUUGGAGUUGGAGCUCUUUUGGGAUUCACAAUCCUCUUCAAUGUGCUUUUCACGCUUUCACUUAUGUACCUAAACCCUCCUGGGAGGCCACGAGCAAUAGUAUCAGAAGAAUCAACAGAAGAGUUGGAGUACGAGCAGGAUGUAAAAGAACCGACUACGAGACAAUCCGAGUCAAAAACAGAUUCAAUGACUAGAUCAUUAUCCUCUUCUGAUGGGAACAACACACGAGAAAUGACGAUUUGGCGAAUGAGCAGCAGAUCUUCUGACAGUGGACGCGGUGGGGACAGAGACACUAAUUCCCCUCUUAGCAAUGUUGUCAAUACAAGGAGAGGAAUGGUUCUUCCAUUCACUCCUCUUGCAAUGUCCUUCGAUACUGUAAAUUACUAUGUCGACAUGCCCUCUGAAAUGAAGAACCAAGGGGUCAAAGAUAAUAGACUCCAACUACUUCGUGAAAUCACUGGUGCUUUUAGGCCUGGUGUCCUCACUGCACUGAUGGGUGUUAGUGGGGCUGGAAAGACAACUCUGAUGGAUGUUUUAGCCGGGAGGAAAACAGGCGGCUAUAUUGAAGGUGAUAUCAAAAUUUCAGGAUUUCCCAAGAAACAAGAAACAUUUGCAAGAAUUUCUGGAUAUUGUGAACAAAAUGAUAUCCACUCUCCUCAAGUUACGGUUCGAGAAUCCUUGAUUUACUCGGCUUUCUUAAGGCUCCCUAAAGAAGUUAGCAAGAAGGACAAGAUGGCUUUUGUGGAUGAAGUGAUGGAACUGGUGGAGCUCAAAAAUCUUAGUGAUGCCAUAGUAGGGCUGCCUGGCAUUACAGGACUGUCUACCGAGCAGAGAAAGAGGUUAACAAUUGCAGUCGAGCUUGUUGCUAAUCCUUCAAUCAUUUUUAUGGAUGAACCGACUUCAGGACUCGAUGCAAGAGCAGCUGCCAUUGUAAUGAGAACGGUUCGGAAUACGGUGGAUACUGGUAGAACUGUUGUGUGUACAAUUCACCAACCUAGCAUUGAUAUAUUUGAAGCCUUUGAUGAGCUACUUUUGAUGAAAAGGGGAGGACAAGUGAUCUACUUUGGACCUCUCGGUCGCAAUUCUAAGAAGCUAAUCGAGUAUUUUGAGGCUGUUCCGGGAGUGCCGAAAAUUAAGGAAAAGUACAAUCCGGCCGCCUGGAUGCUGGAGGUAACCUCAGUAGCAGCUGAAGUUCAGCUUAAAAUGGACUUCGCUGAACAUUACAGGGCAUCAUCUUUAUAUCAGCGAAAUAAGGCAUUAGUAAAAGAGUUAAGCACACCACCACCAGGAUCAGUAGACCUCUAUUUUGCUACUCAAUACUCCCAAACCAUGUGGGGGCAGUUCAAAUCUUGCCUGUGGAAGCAGUCAUGGACGUACUGGAGAAGUCCUGAUUACAACCUUGUUAGAUUUUUUUUCACUUUAGCUGCUUCCCUUAUGUUGGGAACCAUUUUCUGGAAAGUUAGCUCCAAAAUGGAUGGAGUACAGGAUCUAAACACGAUUAUUGGAGCAAUGUAUUCUUCUGUCUUGUUUAUUGGAGUGAACAACUGCUCUACCGUACUGCCAGUAGUCGCUACCGAAAGAACCGUGUUUUAUCGAGAGAGAGCUGCGGGGAUGUAUUCUGCAUUACCUUAUGCCCUUUCUCAGGUGAUAAUUGAAAUACCAUACGUCUUUGUCCAGACGGUUUACUAUACUCUCAUCGUAUAUGCAAUGGUUGACUUUGAGUGGACAGCUGCAAAAUUCUUCUGGUUCUUCUUUGUCAACUUCUUUACUUUCCUCUACUUCACAUAUUAUGGCAUGAUGACAGUUUCUGUCACACCAAACCACCAAGUUGCCUCCAUUUUAGCAGGAGCUUUCUAUAUACUCUUCGUUCUCUUCUCUGGCUUCUGCAUCCCAAGACCAAAAAUCCCAAAAUGGUGGAUAUGGUAUUACUGGAUUUGCCCAUUGUCAUGGACUGUAUAUGGGAUGAUUGCAUCCCAGUAUGGUGAUGUAGAGACUCUUAUCAAAGUGCCUGGAGCAAAAGACACAACAGUCAAAUCAUAUAUUGAAGACUAUUAUGGGUACCACUCAGAUUUUAUGGGCCCUGUGGCUGCAGGUCUGGUGGGCUUCACAGUCGUCUUUGCCCUUCUCUAUGCACGGUGCAUUAAGACGAUGAACUUCCAAACGAGAUAGAUCUGCCGGCUGAAAGAUGGUGCUGCUGCUGCUGACUACAUUGCUCAAUGGGCCACGGAGAAUUCUGUCUCUCAAUGUUGGGGGGAGGAACAUUCCAAAUUGGCUGCAAGAAUUAGUCGAUAUUCAAACGCCUUUCCUGGUCGUUAAUUAAUUUAAACGUAGUUUAAUCAAUCAGUUCUUGAUCGGUUUAAGUUUAUAUUAGUAUCAAGAAAGUUGUUUAUGUCGUAUGGUUCAAUGUUCCAUCUUGCAUUAGACAAAUAGGGAGCCUGGUAUAUAAUAUUAUGAGAUAGAAUUCACUUAUUCCUAUGUAAGGUAAGCAUACGAGUACUUUAAGUACUAAUUUAAUAAAUUAUUCGGAAUCACUUUA
Cucurbita moschata (crookneck pumpkin) is the source of this 4846-nucleotide messenger RNA. Its product is annotated as ABC transporter G family member 35-like. Gene Ontology annotation, cellular component: membrane. The transcript is spliced from 22 exons. Lineage: Eukaryota; Viridiplantae; Streptophyta; Magnoliopsida; Cucurbitales; Cucurbitaceae. The record is from RefSeq and is a predicted model, not a curated record. The coding region runs from base 1 to 4479 and encodes 1492 amino acids. Gene Ontology annotation, molecular function: ATP binding; ABC-type transporter activity; ATP hydrolysis activity.